Anopheles coluzzii is the source of this 1477-nucleotide messenger RNA. It is a transcript of the gene Bcs1, whose product is annotated as mitochondrial chaperone BCS1. Gene Ontology annotation, molecular function: ATP binding; ATP hydrolysis activity. The record is from RefSeq and is a predicted model, not a curated record. The transcript has a single exon. Gene Ontology annotation, biological process: mitochondrial respiratory chain complex III assembly; protein insertion into mitochondrial inner membrane from matrix. The coding region runs from base 130 to 1404 and encodes 424 amino acids. Lineage: Eukaryota; Metazoa; Arthropoda; Insecta; Diptera; Culicidae. Gene Ontology annotation, cellular component: mitochondrial inner membrane.
GCGUGCAGAAGAGUGCAAGUGUGGCAUGGACCGAAACGGUGUUAAGCAUCCGUGUUAAAUUUACAUUUUUACUUUACAAACGAGCAUUUGUACAUGGUUUCGCACUAACGACGGGCAACGGCAGACAGGAUGACGAUAGCGGAGUAUAUCGGUGCGCUUUCGGAGAAUCCCUAUUUCGGGGCCGGCUUCGGUUUGUUCGGGGUCGGUGCCGGAGCAGCAAUGUUACGUAAAGGGAUGCAGGGAGCAAUGAUUUUGUUCCGGCGGCACUACAUGAUUACGCUCGAGGUACCGUGCCGAGACAAAUCGUACCAGUGGCUGCUGCAGUGGAUCACACAGAAGGGAGCACGACAAACACAGCAUCUCAGCGUGGAGACGUCCUUUGAACAGCGCGACACGGGACACAUUAAAACGCGGUACGACUUUAUACCCUCCGUCGGUACGCACAUCAUGCGGUACGGCGGCACCUGGAUAAAGGUAGACCGUGCCCGGGAACAGCACACGCUCGACCUGCACAUGGGCGUGCCCUGGGAAACGGUACAGCUGACCGCAUUCGGUAGGGAUAAGAAUUUGUACUUUAAAAUUCUGGAGGAGGCCCGGCAGCUGGCGCUGAAAAACACGGAAGGAAAGACGAUCAUGUACACGGCGAUGGGCUCGGAAUGGCGACCCUUCGGACAUCCGCGCAAGCGACGUCCCAUCGGUUCGGUGGUGCUUGACGAAGGUGUUUCCGAGCGCAUAUUGCGCGACUGCCGGGAGUUUAUCAAAAACCCGCAAUGGUACUCGGACCGCGGAAUACCUUACCGGCGAGGAUAUCUGCUGCACGGGCCGCCCGGUUGCGGCAAAUCCAGCUUCAUCACUGCACUGGCCGGCGAAAUCGAGUUCGGCAUCUGUCUGCUAAACCUGUCCGAACGUGGCCUGACCGACGAUCGAUUAAAUCACUUGAUGAACGUGGCACCCCAGCAGUCGAUCAUACUGCUUGAGGACAUCGAUGCGGCGUUCGUAUCGCGUCAGGACACGCUGCAGCAGAAGGCCGCCUACGAAGGGCUGAAUCGUGUCACCUUUAGCGGGCUGCUAAACUGCCUCGACGGUGUUGCAUCCACCGAGGCACGCAUCGUCUUCAUGACGACAAACUACCUCGAGCGGCUCGAUCCAGCACUCAUACGGCCCGGCAGAGUCGAUGUGAAGGAAUACGUGGGUCACUGUUCACGCCACCAGCUUGAGCAAAUGUUCCGCCGCUUCUACACCGGCACGGACGCGGAGGCAAAUGCUCGCAUCUUUGCGGAGCGUGUAGCGGCCGACGGGCGCAACGUAAGCCCGGCACAGGUCCAGGGCUACUUCAUGGUGCACAAAAUGUCCGAUCAGCAAACCGUGCUCGAUAAUGUGCAGCAAAUAUGGGACAGCACGUAAGCGGGCGGGGGCUGGGGGUUAAAGAGGUUCUAACUUUACCGUUAAUAAAACUGCAAUUGCACAUCUUUGCCAA